Molecule: messenger RNA, 297 nt
Organism: Canariomyces notabilis
Lineage: Eukaryota; Fungi; Ascomycota; Sordariomycetes; Sordariales; Chaetomiaceae
Exons: 2
Coding region: 1-297 (98 amino acids)
Source: RefSeq, a predicted model, not a curated record
AUGCGUCCAUCAACCCUCUUCUUGUUCCCGGCCCUCGCCGCCCUGGCAGCGGCCCAGACCAACACGCAGACGGUCACGGCGACAGCUACCCAGACGGGCAGCGUCAUGACAAUCCAGUCGACAAUUCAGUCCCUGACGACGGUGUACCCGACCACAGCUCAAACUGCCCAGACCACUGUCACCGCCACCGGGCAGACUGCCACCGUGGUCCCGACCGCAGGGGCCAAUCUCUUGAGCAUCGAAGCCCCCGUCGUGGGAAUGAUGGUUGGAUGUGCAUUGGGCAUGGCUUUGCUGUGA